Saprolegnia parasitica CBS 223.65 is the source of this 1063-nucleotide messenger RNA. RefSeq lists its product as hypothetical. Gene Ontology annotation, cellular component: mitochondrial inner membrane. NCBI's taxonomy places the organism in Eukaryota, Oomycota, Saprolegniomycetes, Saprolegniales, Saprolegniaceae. Gene Ontology annotation, biological process: mitochondrial ADP transmembrane transport; mitochondrial ATP transmembrane transport. The transcript has 5 exons. The record is from RefSeq and is a predicted model, not a curated record. Gene Ontology annotation, molecular function: ATP:ADP antiporter activity. Bases 28 to 990 code for a protein of 320 amino acids.
CCCAGUCGAAGAUUCGCCGCGGCGACGAUGCAGAAGGACGCGCUCUCGACGCGCUUCCUCGCGGGCGCCAUCGCAUCGUCGACGGCCGAGAUGGCGACGCUGCCCGUCGACAUCACCAAGGUCCGCCUCCAGGCCCAAGGUAUGGCGGCGCGCCAGAGCGUCCAGUACACGGGGAUGGCCGACGCCAUGGCCAAGAUCGCGCGACUCGAGGGACCGUCCGCGCUCUGGAAGGGGGCACAGCCGGCCGUCGCGCGGCAAAUCGUCUACUCUAGCAUGUGCAUGGUGCUCUACGAGCCAUUCCGCGACGCCAUCGUGCGUGCGAGCCAGCCGAAACAUGGCGAUCGUACAGGCCACACGACCAUGUCGUUCGCGCAAAAGCUCAUGGCCGGAGGGCUCGCCGGUGCGAUUAGCAUCAGCAUUGCCAACCCCGUCGACGUCAUCAAGGUGCGCAUGCAAGCCGACCGGUCGGGGACUCUCUACAAGGGUCUUGUGGACGCUGUCGGCAAGAUCCAUGGCGCCGAGGGCUGGCGUGGCUUCUUGAACGGUCUCGGCCCCAACGUUACCCGCGGCUUCAUCGUCAACGCCGCCGAGCUGGGCGUGUACGACCAAUGCAAAACAACGUUGAUUUCGCUGGGUCUGGUCAAGGAGGGCGGGAUUGGCGCGACGUUUGGGUCGAGCCUAGUCGCGGGUCUGGCCGGCGCGCUUGCGUCCAACCCAGUCGACGUGGUCAAGACGCGACUCAUGACGCAGCCGUCCGGAACCAACGCCUUGUAUACGAGCGCGCAUCACUGCGCGUACAAGACGUUCUCGGACGAAGGGUUGAAAGCGUUCUACAAGGGCUUCUUGCCCAACUGGAUGCGCAAAGCGCCGUGGUGCGUCGUCUUCUUUGUGACGUACGAGCACGCCAAGGGCUCGCUCGUCGUCGCGCCGUCCGUGCCGGCCCCGGCUGUUGUCGGCGCCUCGGUCGUCGUCGCGUCGUCACAAGAGUAGUGGAUUGAAUCGCGGUUUCUUUUCAUUUUCAUUUUUCAUGUUGCAUUCGAAACGCGACAGCUGCACAUUCCUA